Molecule: messenger RNA, 2923 nt
Organism: Solanum pennellii
Lineage: Eukaryota; Viridiplantae; Streptophyta; Magnoliopsida; Solanales; Solanaceae
Product: CO(2)-response secreted protease-like
Exons: 12
Coding region: 518-2836 (772 amino acids)
Biological process (GO): proteolysis
Molecular function (GO): serine-type endopeptidase activity
Source: RefSeq, a predicted model, not a curated record
AGGGAACAAAUUAGGCAGAGAUGAACAUGGUAUGAACAUUUUGCAUGUUCAGCUUCUUCCAUAUUCUUGCUGUAAAGUGAAUCUAUUCAUUUAUUCUUAAGAGUUGUUCUCACAAGUUGGUGGAUUCAAAUCUUAUACUAAUAAUUUGUGAGACAAAAAAGAAGCCUCACACGACCAUCGUCGAUGGCGUGAACCAUAGAUUAAAGAAGUAUAUGUUUUGUACUAAAAAGUGAAAUAAGGAAUCACUUAGGUGGCUGAACAAAGAAUAUUAACAAUUUGAGGUGUAUCCAAAUGACACAACACUUGUGCAUGCAUAGAGCUAAAGUGCUUGCUUGUCAUGUACUUCAACUUUUUCUCCUUUUUGAAUAAUCCUCUUCUCUUCCAUUUAAUUAAUUAGCUAAUCAUGCAAGAUUAACUUAAUCACUACAAAUAUAAUUAAUAUGUAGAUUACAAGCUAUAUAAAAUUCUAUAUAUACUUCUCUUCUUGAGAGAUUUAAUUAUACUACUCUAUGCUAUAAUGGCUUUUCUCUUUCAUUUUUCUCCUAUUAUUAUCUCCACAUUUUUUCUUAUGAUCACUUCUUGCAUAGCAUCAAAUGAUCAAACUCCCAAGCCUUACAUCGUAUAUAUGGGUAGUCCUUUGAAUAACAGCGGAGACUCAGCUGAAAUUUCAAAAUUAACUCAUCUACAAAUGUUGUCAUCCAUUAUCCCAAGUGAAGAAAGUGAGAGAAUCUCAGUGAAGCAUUCAUUUCAUCAUGCCUAUAGGGGCUUUUGUGCCUUGCUUACUAAACAAGAAGCCACCCUUUUGUCUGGUUAUGAAGAGGUUGUAUCAGUAUUUCCAGAUCCUAUACUUGAACUUCACACAACACGUUCCUGGGAUUUUUUGGCAUCUUAUGAUUCUACCAACAACUACAAUUACCAUGCUUCUUCUAAUUAUGACGUUAUUAUUGGAGUUAUUGACACAGGUAUAUGGCCAGAGUCACCUAGUUUUGAUGACCAACAUAUUGGAGAAGUACCAUCAAGAUGGAAAGGAGUUUGCAUGGAAGGAUUUGACUUUCACAAGUCGAACUGCAAUAGGAAGUUGAUUGGUGCAAGAUUUUACGAUAUUGAAGAUGAAGAUUCGACAAAAUUACCUAAAACCACUAGAAAACCAAAUGGAACACCAAGGGACAGAGUAGGGCAUGGAACAAACACAGCCUCAAUUGCAGCAGGUGCAUUUGUCCCUAAUGCCACUUACUAUGGCCUAGCAAGUGGCAUUGCUAGGGGAGGCUCACCCUUUUCUAGGAUAGCAACUUACAAAGCAUGCUCAGAGGGAUAUUGUCAAGGUUCUGCGAUACUUAAAGCGAUUGAUGAUGCAAUUAAAGAUGGAGUUGACAUAAUCUCAAUAUCUAUUGGAAGAAGUUUUGUUUUUCAAACUGAUUUUAAGGAUGAUCCAAUUGCAAUUGGGGCUUUUCAUGCUGCUGAAAGAGGUAUUGGUGUUGUUUGUUCUGGUGGAAAUGAAGGGCCUGAUCCCUACACUCUCACAAAUUUUGCUCCUUGGAUUUUCACUGUUGCUGCUUCUACUAUUGAUAGAAAAUUUCAGACCAAUGUUGCCCUGGGUAACAAUGUCACGUUGAAGGGAACAGGAAUAAGUUUCAAUACUAGUCCUCACGCCGAAACUUAUCCCCUUGUAUUUGGUGAAAAUGUUUAUUUCCACCCCUCUUUAACUUCUCAAGCCAGGAAUUGUAUGCCAGGGUCACUUGAUGCUAAAAAAGUUGCUGGGAAAAUAAUUGUUUGUAUGAAUGAUUACUGGUCAAUAUCAAGAUUAAUCAAGAAAUUAGUUGUGCAAGAUGCUAAUGCAAAAGGUUUAAUUUUAAUUGACGAGCAAGAGAAAAGUUCUCCCUUUGAUUCAGGCAAUUUCCCAUUUGCUGAAUUUGGAAAAAUAGCUGGGGCAAAAAUUCUUCAGUAUAUUAAUUCCUCCCAAAAUCCACAUGCGAUUAUAUUUCCGAUUAAUGAGAUCCGAAGAUUUAAGCCAGCUCCUGUAGUCGCAGAUUCUUCUUCACGUGGACCCGCAUCACUUACCGAAAAUAUUCUCAAGCCUGAUAUAACAGCUCCUGGUGUUGGAAUUUUAUCAGCUAUGAUCCCAAAUACUGAAAAAGGAUCAUCUUUAUUUGGUAUUACAUCAGGAACAUCAAUGGCAUGUCCACAUGUAAGUGGAGCUAUGGCCUUCAUUAAAUCAAUUCAUCCAACAUGGACCUUUUCAAUGAUCAAAUCUGCUAUAAUGACAACAGCAGCAAUAUCUAAUAAUCUGAGAAUGCCCUUGACAAAUACAUCAAAUCUUGAUGCAAGUCCACAUGAAAUUGGUGCUGGUGAAUUAAAUCCUAUUAAAGCUCUAAAUCCAGGCCUAAUAUUUGAAACAACCAUGAAUGAUUACUACAAUUUCCUUUGUUAUUAUGGAUACAAAGAAAAAGAAAUUAGAUUAAUAGUAUCAAAGAAAAACAAUUUUAAUUGUCCAAGAAAUAGUACUAGUACUACCAAAAAGGAACUCAUAUCACACAUGAAUUACCCUUCAAUCUCUAUAGAAAAACUUGAUCAAAAUUAUGGGGUCUCGAGAGUCAAACGAGUUGCGAUGAAUGUUGGUUCUCCAAAUGCCACGUAUACUUCCUCGAUUAUUGGUCCACCCGGUUUGAUUGUUAGGGUUUUUCCAGAAAAAAUUGAAUUUGUGAAAGAAAUAAAGAAAGUUUCUUUUGACAUAUUGUUUGAUGGUAAGAACGCAUCAAAAGGUUAUAAUUUUGGAUUUAUAAUAUGGUCAGAUGGCUUUCAUAAAGUUAAGAUGGUAUUUGCAGUGAACGUUGAAUAGUUUUAAUUAUUUUUUUUAUUUUGUAGAGAUUUGAUAUAUUAUUGUAACUUGUAUUUAUAAAUUGGAAUACAAAUAAUUUUGAUGAGA